AUGAGUAACGUCCAAGACGAUGUCGAUGAACAUUCUAAUGGUAUCCCAAGGCAGGAGAGACCGAGGAGAAUGAUACGAAGUCGCUGAAUAAUGAAGAAGAUGUCAAGAUGAGUGAUGUUGUCUCGUCUUCUUCAUCAACGACAACCGAAAAAAAACGUCGCUCUCGUUCCUCAUCAUCAAAGGUUGAAAGGCCUGUGGCACUUUUCAACCAUUUACCUUCUGCUGUGCAUGAGGCCAAACAGGCUUUUGAGGAGAUUGAUUCUUGUCUAUAUGCAAAUGCUCACUUGGGGGAACCCCAGCAAAAUGAGGCAAUGGCUUGCGAUUGCAAGCCUGAAUGGGUGGAUGGAGUAAACAUAGCCUGUGGUCACGGUUCGUACUGUAUCAAUAGAAUGACUUCUAUUGAAUGUACGGAUGAAAAUUGUUAUUGUGGACCGUCCUGUCAGAAUCAGCGGUUUCAGAAGAAAAUGUAUGCUGAUGUGGAUGUUAUACAAACAGAAAAGAAGGGUUUCGGUCUGCGGGCAAAUUCAUAUUUGACCAAGGGAACAUUUGUAUAUGAAUACAUUGGUGAAGUUAUUCCUGAGGUGCGUUUCAGAAAGCGUAUGCGGGAAUACGACGAACGUGGUAUUCGUCACUUCUACUUUAUGAUGUUACAGAAAGGCGAGUAUAUCGAUGCCACUGUUAAGGGAUCUUUAGCGCGUUUCUGUAAUCAUUCUUGCAGACCCAAUUGCUAUGUUGACAAAUGGGUUGUCGGUAACAAACUUCGCAUGGGUAUAUUCUGUAAACGUGACAUUCAAAAGGGAGAGGAACUUACUUUUGAUUAUAAUGUUGAUCGGUACGGUGCUCAAGCCCAACCAUGUUACUGUGGAGAAGACUGUUGCUUGGGCUAUAUUGGUGGCAGGACGCAAACAGAAGCACAACCAAAACUAGCGGAAAAUGUCCGUGAAGCUUUGGGUUUGGAGUCAGAAGAAGAAGAUUGGGAGACAGCAUCUGCUCGUCACCAUCGUCGAAAGAAGGGUGAAGAUGAGUCUGCAGAAGUGAUUAACUCCGUGCAAGCUACUGCUCUAGACGCAAACGAUGUACGAAAGGUUAUGUCCGUCCUAAUGCAAACAAAAGACGAAGUUCUUAUACGAAAACUUCUUGAACGCUUACAUCUUACUAUCGAUCCAGUAGUUUGCCGACAGGUUAUUUCUAUGCAUGGAUACAACAUCGUUGGUAGUAUUUUGAAGAACUUUUCCACGGAUCCUGAAAUUAUAAAAAGUUGUCUUGAGAUUAUGAAAGGAUGGCCGAGCUUAACGCGAAACAAAAUUCAUGAUUCUAAAGUUGAUACCAUUGUUGAACAAUUUGUAUCUUCAGAAGACGAGAUUAUUAAAACUUUAGCACAGGAUCUGUUGCAGGUUUGGAGCACUCUUGAAUUAGCUUAUCGCAUUCCACGUCGUAAACGUGACCCGGAAUCUAAACAGUCUACUGAAGAGGAAAAAGCGAACACACCAGUGCCAGAUGUUUUUACGAAUGAUGAAAAUAGCAACGUUUCUUGGGGAAGUAAUGAAAACGAAAGCAAAAUGGAGGAGCAUCACACAUCGCAUGUCUCUGAACAUCAAAGUAACUCUUGGCAUCACAGUAAAUCCGAUCAUGCUGGCGGUUGGAAAAGAUUCAAUAGUCCACGACCUCGCCGUGAUCAUGAUCAUCACUCUUUCAAAAAACCAGAGGAGGUUGCUUCAGAGGUCUCAGAAACUUCUACUCAAGCUUCCACAAAACAAGACUUGCAAAGCAUAAUCAACAAAGCAUUAGAAAGUGUUCAACAAAAAACUGUUGUAAAAAGUCAACAAGCCGAGGAAGAACGGAAGCGACAGGAAAUGGAACGUAUCAAACGAAAACAGGCUUAUGAGGAAGCACGGAAGCGGCAUGAAAUGUCUAAGAAAGAACGACAGAGUUCUGAAAAUCAUACAUCAAAACCGAUAUCGUCAAAUGAUCCAAAGGCGCUGAAGUUUAAAGCAGUAUUGGCGCGUUUUUUUGCUAACAAAACUGCAAGGUACCAGGAUUCCCUUGGGAAGCCAGAAUUCAAAUCUCGGGUUAAAAAAAUGACUGAGAUUGUCUUAACAAAACAUCUUAAGCUUGUUGCAAGUCGACAAGAGCCAGAGCUUCCUCAGGAGCUUUCACAAUCUCAACAAGCUAAAUUAAAAGCUUGGUCGCUGCAGUAUAUGGAAAAAGUCUAUUUACGGCUAAAGGAUCAUAAUUCUAGCGGUACAUCUGCAAUGAGCACACCUACUGAUGUUUCAAAACGACCUUUAGCUGAGGGCGAGACUAAUGUUCCUCAUAAAAAAAUCAAAUCCCCAAUUUAG
Messenger RNA from Schizosaccharomyces japonicus yFS275, 2339 nucleotides. RefSeq names its product histone lysine methyltransferase Set2. Bases 108 to 2339 code for a protein of 743 amino acids. The transcript has a single exon. The record is from RefSeq and is a predicted model, not a curated record. Gene Ontology annotation, biological process: regulation of DNA-templated transcription; chromatin remodeling. Gene Ontology annotation, cellular component: chromosome; nucleus. Lineage: Eukaryota; Fungi; Ascomycota; Schizosaccharomycetes; Schizosaccharomycetales; Schizosaccharomycetaceae. Gene Ontology annotation, molecular function: methyltransferase activity; histone methyltransferase activity; histone H3K36 dimethyltransferase activity.